Sciurus carolinensis (gray squirrel) is the source of this 4250-nucleotide messenger RNA. RefSeq names its product sodium voltage-gated channel beta subunit 2 (gene Scn2b). The coding region runs from base 189 to 836 and encodes 215 amino acids. Gene Ontology annotation, molecular function: sodium channel regulator activity. Gene Ontology annotation, biological process: regulation of sodium ion transmembrane transporter activity; membrane depolarization during cardiac muscle cell action potential; cardiac muscle cell action potential involved in contraction. Gene Ontology annotation, cellular component: voltage-gated sodium channel complex; membrane. The transcript is spliced from 4 exons. Lineage: Eukaryota; Metazoa; Chordata; Mammalia; Rodentia; Sciuridae. The record is from RefSeq and is a predicted model, not a curated record.
UUUAGCAGCAACAUACAAGUCGGCCAUAUUAGAGAGAUGGAAAUAAAGCUUCCUUAAUGUUGUAUAUGUCUUUGAAGUACAUCCGUGCAUUUUCUUUUUUAGCAUCUAACCAUUCCUCCCUUGUAGUCCUUGGUCCCUCAAAUCACCCUCUCCCAUAGCCCACCCGCCUAACAUCUCAGUCUCUGAAAAUGCACAGGGAUGCCUGGCUACCUCGCCCUGCCUUCAGUCUCACGGGGCUCAGUCUCUUUUUCACUUUGGUGCCACCAGGGCAGAGCAUGGAAGUCACAGUCCCUACCACCCUAAAUAUUCUCAAUGGAUCUGAUGCCCGCCUGUCCUGCACCUUCAACUCCUGCUACACCGUGAACCAUAAACAGUUCUCCCUGAACUGGACCUACCAGGAGUGUAAUAACUGCUCGGAGGAGAUGUUCCUCCAGUUUCGCAUGAAGAUCAUUAACCUGAAGCUAGAGAGAUUCCGAGACCGUGUGGAGUUCUCGGGGAACCCCAGCAAGUAUGAUGUGUCAGUGACGCUGAGAAACGUGCAACUCGAGGAUGAGGGCAUCUAUAACUGCUAUGUCAUGAACCCGCCCGACCGCCACCGCGGCCAUGGCAGGAUCCAGCUGAGGGUCCUCCUGGAAGAGCCUCCAGAGCGGGACUCCACGGUAGCGGUGAUCGUGGGGGCCUCGGUGGGGGGCUUCCUGGCUGUGGUCAUCUUAGUGCUGAUGGUGGUCAAGUGUGUGAGGAGGAAAAAGGAGCAGAAACUAAGCACGGAUGACCUGAAGACUGAGGAGGACGGCAAGACGGACGGCGAGGGCAACGCGGACGAUGGCGCCAAGUAAAGGGCGGCCGGCCCUGCAGCCCCUCCCCGCGUCCUGUCUCCUCCCACUCUCUGCCCUGUACAGCGUGACCCUGCCUGCCCUCUUGGUGUGCUUCUCUUGAGCAGGACCCCAGGGCUGACCUGGGGCCUCCUGAACCCCUCACUUCGUACCCCACCACCCUGCACCAGGAGUGACCCACCUCUCUUCCAUCUGAGAACCUGCCAUGGCGUCUGGGAUGUGUGGGCCCAGGGGAGAGGACAGUCUCUGAGAGGAGGCAGGAGGCCUGUGGGGUCCCACAGAGGAUGGGGAAGGUGGGCAGUGGUGGUGCAGCUCGGGGCUUGGUCUGGUGAUGGCUUCAGAGAGGACCUGGGGGGGAGGACGGGCUCUCCUGAGUUGACCAGAGUGGCCUUGAGAAGGCCUGGGCUGUGGCCCUGCCGUGCUCCUCUGGCUGCUCUAGCCCAGAGCAACCCGUCAGGCUGAGAGUGAGGAUGCAGUCCUGUCACCAAGGGGGCAUGUGACAGGGGUGAUUGUGCAUUUCUGAAGGAGAGCAGGGCUGAACAAACCUGGACUCAGCCUCGGCCCAGGGAGCUCUGUGCUGGCCCUGGUUUCCAUCGCUAGCUGCUGCCCCAGGAGGCUGGCGGUUUGCUAUUGGCUACUGAUCCAUUGCGGGUGAUAGCGAGGACAGUACCGGAAAAGCAGCUCCAGGCAGGGUUGUGCUCCACCCUAGGCACCCACCAAGGCAUGGCCAUGGCCCUCCCCUGAGCCAGGAGCAGCCGAGGUUCAGGAUCCCAGGCGGUAUGCAUAGGAGGGCAGCUUCCUUCAGGGCUUUGGGUUGGACUUUUCCAGUUGCCCCAGCAGGGUUCCCAUCUAGCUUUUGGCAAGAGGAAGGGAGGGAAGGCUGGAGGGAUGUGAGAGAGGAGGCCAUGGAGCUGCUGAGCCCUGUGACCUGCCUGGUCCAUCUGGAGUCCUGCUUCCUGCUCUCCAGCCCCAGCAGCUCCUUUUGUGGGAAAGGAAGUAGCAUGAGUGGGAAGCCAACUUUCACUGCCAUUUUACUCACCUUAAAAGGGAAUGGUUUAGGCCUGGAGAGAGGGAGAAAGCCAGGGACAGAAACUGCUGACUCAGAGAAUAUGACCUUGGAAGAGGUCAACUAACCAAGUCCCUCAUAUGGGGAAACUGAGGUUUCAAGUGACAGAAACUGAGGGUCCUGCCCCCUUCUCUGGCUUUUUGGUUUCCAGUUUGAAUCAACAGAGCCCCUGGUGGUUUUCCUGGUGGAGCCCCUGGGGCCUGAGAGGGGUCGGCUAGAGGGGAGGCAUUCAGCCCUGCUCCUCUCCCAGGAGCUCAGCCCGCCCUGCUCAGGGAGUUAGGUGUCCAGGGCAGGGGAUGAGUCUGGGGAAAAGGGGUGGAGACAGCAUCAUGACAGUCUCAGGGACCAAUCCCUGCCUCUGCGCAUGAGAUGGCCAUUUUGGGGAGAGAGCAAUAGCAUGUGGGAGAUUCAGCUUAAUUCACUUCAACAACCAUUUAUUGAGCAUCUGCUCUGUGCCAGGCACCAUGCUGGGUGCCAGAGGCACACACAAAGCCAUAACAGAGUUGGGGACUGCUAGGUCAGCACUGUAAGGACCAAGGUUUUUUGGUGCAUCUACUUCCACCUCUGUAACCACUUCUUCCAGAAUUAGAGUUAGGGGAGAAGGAAGGGAUUCUAGAAUCGGGGCCUUAGGAAGGGAGGAAGGAAGGUACAACUGGGACAAGAGCACAGUGGCCAGGGAGGGUGUGGGCACAGGAUGAGGGACAGGCAAAUAGCCAGAGGACUCCCAGGUGAGGUGAGUCCAGCCCUUCUGGAAAUUCCCAACUCAUCAGCUCAGUACCUAACUGCCAAUCAACACACUGCCAAUGGGGGUGAGCCACGCCACCAGGACACCUGGAGCAGGUGAUACUACCCAUCCUUCCAGCCACUCAGCUGGGAGUGGAAAGGUGGGCUGUGGGUACCUCAGCCAACUGAGACCAAGGGUGGUGGGAUAUACUUCUGCAGCUUGCAGAUAUCAUUUUUUGGUCAUCUAGUACAUGUCCCCCUGUCCCAUGAUGUGAGGAUCUGCUCUGAUGCUAAGAACUUUUCUUUUUUCAGGACUCAUAACAUUUAGGCAGAUAAUUUGCAAGAUUCCCUAGGUUCAUGAAAAAAGUCCUAACUCCUCUUUAAAAAACCCAAGACUCCUUCUUUUCCCUGACAGAAUGGAGCCCAGGGAAAGCAAUGCCUAUCCGUGGGCUCAGAGACCCAAGCAGAUGGGGCUGGGUCAGGACCCAUCUCUGUCCCAGGUGCUUGCCCUCACAUGCACUUUCUUCUUGAGGCUCUUAGACCUUCCUUCCGGGGGUCUCUGAACGCCUCCCCCAGGUCAGUGAGGUUGGGAGCAAACUGGGGCUUCUGUGAGUCAAGGUGGGACACCAGUGAGAUGUUUCCACAGCAGCCGUUGCUCUGUCCUGCAUCCUAGCUUGGCCAGCAAGCUGGUCCACUUCCGGCUGCAUGUUCCCACCACUGCGCUCUGCUGGUUUCAGUCUGCUGGCUUCUCAGCCGCCCCUGCCUCUCCUGCUCUCUCACACCUCCCCCCCAUCUGUCUCUUCCUCCUAAUUAAGGGCCACUGCAAAGAAGAUGGGCUGGCUAACCCAUGGGAUUUAGCUUAUAAGAACAAAGCACAAUUUUUCAGGACUGAAAUGCCUCGAGGUGCCUUGGAACUGGCUUUGGAAAUAGCUAUCUGCCCCUCUAGCUAUGGACUCAUCACAGUUAUUCCCAAUUUAUAAGAAGGAAAAGUUGAUUGGAUCCAUAUUUCUUUCUGUGAAUCUCCUUGGAGAAGUUGGGCUGGUAAAUAUUUACAAGGUUAGGUUAAGCAGAUUAAUCAUUGGAAAACUGAUCAAGUCCAAAAAGAUAGUCCCAGGACAUAGGAAAUUGGAACAGGUGAUAAAUCAAGAAAUCUUCCUUCCUACUUGUGUCUUAAGGAUAGACAGCCUGUGUCCCUUGCUGUGCCUCUUGCUGAUGUCUUCCUUUACUGAAGCUUGCUGAUGCAUUUGUACAUAGCCUCUCUGUAUAGGUAUAGAUAUAUUAUAUAUACAAAUAUAAAACAUCUCACUACACCCACCCCAAAAGUUACAUUGUGGGGAGAGGGUGUAAUCACUUCUCAAUGUUUUGAGUUGAUUCACCAAAGGCAAAUUAUGGAAUGUUCUUAUUGCUUUUUGUGCACAUGGAGGGGGAAACCUGGCUGCAUAAGCAGUACUUAUGUACCUCUAGGGUCUAUGUGCUGUGUGGUGGUUGGGAGGGGAGAGAAGUCUAAAUGGUCCUCUGGGACCCAACUGCAGGGCUGUUUCUGCUUCUGGGAGCAGAUUGAGUUUCUUUGGCAGUUUGACUGAUUGCUUGGAUCUGUUGGCUACAAUAAACAUACUGUCUCCCCUCAA